UGAUUUGAAGCAGACAAAAAUUUAAAUCUUUGUAUAUAGGUUUGAGACCCAUUGUGAAACCCCUGACUUACAAAUGCUGAAACUGCACUCCCUGGCCUCCCGUAAUGAUCUGCUUGAAUUCUCUAGUGGACGGUUUAUGUCCGGCGACGCUGACCGUCGUGCCGUCCCAGCGAGGAUGUUCCUCUGACGAAGACGGCCCUGGAGGCCACAAAUGCUGUCUAUUUGACUGUGGGCCUGUUUGCGUGCUGCCCAUUUUCAUGAAGCCGGGUCAAUGUCCCAUACCGGAGAUGAUUCCACUGUGUGCUGAAAGCUGUUUCCACGAUGGUCAGUGUCCUACCACACAGAAGUGUUGCCCAACCACCAGUGGCUUUGCAUGCAGUGAACCACGUGGUCAGGGAAGAGGUCAGGCAAGUUGCCAGGGAAGCGGCGCGGGACAGGGCUUCGGAGCUGGCCAGGGAAGCGGAGUGGGACAGGGCUUCGGAGCGGACCAGGGAAGCGGAGUGGGACAGGGCUUCGGAGCGGACCAGGGAAGCGGAGUGGGACAGGGCUUCGGCGCUGGACAGGGAAGAGGAGUGGGACAGGGCUUCGGAGCUGGACAGGGAAGAGGAGUGGGACAGGGCUUCGGAGCUGGCCAGGGAAGCGGAGUGGGACAGGGCUUCGGAGCUGGCCAGGGAAGCGGAGUGGGACAGGGCUUCGGAGCAGGCCAGGGAAGCGGAGUGGGACAGGGCUUCGGAGCUGGCCAGGGAAGCGGCGCUGGCCAGGGAAGCGGCGCUGGACAGGGAAGCGGCGCUGGACAGGGAAGCGGCGUGGGACAGGGCUUCGGAGCUGGCCAG
Molecule: messenger RNA, 833 nt
Organism: Carassius carassius (crucian carp)
Lineage: Eukaryota; Metazoa; Chordata; Actinopteri; Cypriniformes; Cyprinidae
Exons: 2
Cellular component (GO): extracellular region
Molecular function (GO): peptidase inhibitor activity
Source: RefSeq, a predicted model, not a curated record